AUGACAAGAAGAGAUGUUGGAACUUCCACCUCUACCUCUGAAGCCAUCGCGUCCUGGCUGCCAGACAUCCCGGGCACAGUACCCGAAGGCGGAACUAGAGCUUGGUUUGUGGUUGUGGGAUUGACGUGUUGUCUUUUUACAAGUUAUGGUUACAUCAACUCGUGGGGUGUCUUCCAAACCUACUACGAACAAAACCUUCACAUUGGCUUGGAUCCUACCACCAUUUCGUGGAUCGGUGCUGCCCAAGUUUACACUCCUUUUUCUUUCUCCUCGUGUUCUCCACGACUGAUACGGUCAUUUACACUAUCCAGCGUGCCCUGUUCUUCCUCUUCGUCGUCAUUGCCAGCCGGAUCUAUGAUCUAG
Marasmius oreades (fairy-ring Marasmius) is the source of this 363-nucleotide messenger RNA. RefSeq lists its product as uncharacterized. The transcript has 5 exons. Bases 1 to 363 code for a protein of 120 amino acids. The record is from RefSeq and is a predicted model, not a curated record. Lineage: Eukaryota; Fungi; Basidiomycota; Agaricomycetes; Agaricales; Marasmiaceae.